This is a messenger RNA of Penicillium robsamsonii, 843 nucleotides long. RefSeq names its product class I SAM-dependent methyltransferase. Bases 1 to 843 code for a protein of 280 amino acids. The record is from RefSeq and is a predicted model, not a curated record. The transcript is spliced from 5 exons. NCBI's taxonomy places the organism in Eukaryota, Fungi, Ascomycota, Eurotiomycetes, Eurotiales, Aspergillaceae.
AUGUCCGAAGUCCAACAUGGUGAAUAUUUGCUGGUUAGAAACAUGGCCGAAAGCGAAAGGCUGGAGACGCAAUUCAAAGCCUGGCAGGUCAGUAUUGGGUAUCUGCUUCAUCCAGCCAUCAAACAACAUGAUCGGAUGCGCAUUGCAGAUGUUGGCACAGGGACUGGGAUCUGGCUCCGUGAGCUCGCUGCUGUUCUCCCAGCAACUUGUCAGCUUGACGGAUUUGACAUCUCAGACGUCAUGUUUCCCUCCAAGGAUGCAUUGCCAGAAAACAUUACCUUCCACCAUCAAAAUUUCCUAGAGCCAUUCCCGGAGGAGUAUCUAGGAGAAUAUGACGUCGUCAAUGUUCGAGUUAUGGUGGCGGCUUUAUCUCAUGACGAAUGGGAGCCUGCCGUGCAGAAUUUGAUGACACUUCUCAAGCCAGGGGGUUAUUUGCAAUGGGUUGAUUGUGCCGCACAUGACUGUGUAGUCAAAGGAGAGCCCGAAGGGAAACGAGCCACCAAUGCACGACAUGGAAUUGACUUACUCCGAAGGACUCUGAAUUCGCUUGGGAAAACACCACAUGUUGCUGCUCUUUAUGGCACAUUCCAGAACAGUGGACUGGAAUCUUGUGAAGAGCGGAUCUACACUCUUGACAACCCAGACACUCGGGAAGACGUCAAUCUCACAGUUGCCGUUGCAAUCCAGCAUGCCCUGACUGCUGCUUUAAAAACACACAAGGUGGAUGGAAUACAAUCCGUGGACCAGCUUACGACCCUGAGGGAGGCUAUGCUAAGUGACUUGCACAGCCUUGGUUGCUAUUAUUGCCUUGAUGUUUACGUUGUAGUUGGGAGAAAACCUUGA